Chinchilla lanigera (long-tailed chinchilla) is the source of this 5345-nucleotide messenger RNA. It is a transcript of the gene Ctnnd1, whose product is annotated as catenin (cadherin-associated protein), delta 1. Gene Ontology annotation, molecular function: cadherin binding. The transcript is spliced from 20 exons. Gene Ontology annotation, cellular component: adherens junction; plasma membrane; cytoplasm. Bases 411 to 3311 code for a protein of 966 amino acids. NCBI's taxonomy places the organism in Eukaryota, Metazoa, Chordata, Mammalia, Rodentia, Chinchillidae. Gene Ontology annotation, biological process: cell-cell adhesion; cell-cell junction assembly. The record is from RefSeq and is a predicted model, not a curated record.
UCUCACUGGGUUGCAGUUCCCCGGCCCAACCGGAAAGGCCGAGGUUGCUGUUGUGACCUCUUGGCCGCCGGCCACAGUGCAACUCCUAGUGGCCCUCUCCUUCUCUAAAGAAGUAGGAACUUUGCCCCAGCACUUGAUCAACUGCCACUCGCCAGGGUGGAGUCUGCUGCCUUUGUUUGUUCUCGGUGGGGCCUGCUCAGGAAUCAGCUCUGUGCUCGCAGGAAGUUUGAAAGGCUCUGAGUGCAGAACUGGGUGGUAGACGGUGCCAGAGGGUAUGUCCCAGGGUAGUUCCGGUGGGACUGGUACACGACUGAAUGCAGUGUGAAGUGAGGGGGGCCUUCUCCCUCCUCCCCUUCCUCUGAGCCACCUUCCUCUUUCCCUGUCCUGCGGCGGCUCCGCCCCGUACCUUCAUGGACGACUCAGAGGUGGAGUCGACCGCCAGCAUCUUGGCCUCUGUGAAGGAGCAGGAGGCCCAGUUUGAGAAGCUGACCCGGGCGCUGGAGGAGGAGCGGCGCCACGUCUCGGCGCAGCUGGAGCGCGUCCGGGUCUCGCCCCAGGAUGCCAACCCUCUCCUGGCCAACGGUACCCUCACCCGCCGGCAUCAGAAUGGCCGGUUUGGGGGCGAUGCUGACCUUGAGAGGCAGAAACUGUCAGAUCUGAAGCUCAGUGGACCCCAGGAUCACAGUCACCUUCUGUACGGCACCAUCCCCAGGAUGCAGGAGCCCGGGCAGAUCGUGGAGACCUACACGGAGGAGGACCCCGAGGGAGCCAUGUCGGUGGUCUCUGUGGAGACCUCUGACGACGGGACCACGCGCCGCACGGAGACCAUGGUGAAGAAAGUAGUCAAGACUGUGACAACAAGGACAGUACAGCCAGUCCCUGUGGGACCAGAUGGGCUGCCUGUGGAUGCCUCGUCGGUUUCUAACAACUACAUCCAGACUCUGGGCCGCGACUUCCGCAAGAACGGCAACGGGGGGCCGGGUCCCUAUGUGGGGCAGGCGGGCACUGCUACCCUCCCUCGGAACUUCCACUACCCUCCUGAUGGGUACAGCUGCCACUACGAAGACGGCUAUCCAGGUGGCCCUGACAGCUACGGCAGUCUGUCCCGGGUGACCCGCAUUGAGGAGCGCUACCGGCCCAGCAUGGAGGGCUACCGGGCGCCCAGUAGGCAGGACGUCUACGGGCCCCAGCCCCAGGUGCGGGUGGGUGGAAGCAGUGUGGACCUGCACCGCUUCCACCCUGAGCCCUAUGGGCUGGAGGACGACCAGCGCAGCAUGGGCUAUGACGACCUGGACUACGGCAUGAUGUCGGACUACGGCACUGCCCGCCGCACUGGGACGCCCUCCGACCCUCGCCGCCGCCUCCGGAGCUAUGAAGACAUGAUUGGUGAGGAGGUACCAUCAGACCAGUGCUACUGGGCUCCUCUGGCCCAGCACGAGCGAGGAAGCCUGGCGAGCCUGGACAGCCUGCGCAAGGGAGGCCUGCCGCCCCCGAACUGGAGGCAGCCUGAGCUGCCCGAGGUGAUCGCCAUGCUGGGCUUCCGCCUGGACGCCGUCAAGUCCAAUGCGGCUGCGUACCUGCAGCACCUGUGCUACCGCAAUGACAAGGUGAAGACCGACGUGCGGAAGCUGAAGGGCAUCCCAGUGCUGGUGGGUUUGUUAGACCACCCCAAAAAGGAGGUGCACCUCGGAGCCUGUGGCGCUCUCAAGAAUAUCUCUUUUGGACGGGACCAAGAUAACAAGAUUGCCAUAAAAAACUGUGAUGGUGUUCCUGCCCUUGUGCGGUUGCUGCGAAAAGCUCGAGACAUGGACCUGACGGAAGUCAUUACUGGAACCCUGUGGAACCUCUCGUCCCAUGACUCUAUCAAGAUGGAGAUCGUGGACCAUGCCCUGCACGCCCUGACGGAUGAAGUGAUCAUCCCGCAUUCCGGCUGGGAGAGGGAGCCGAGUGAGGACUGUAAGCCUCGCCACAUCGAGUGGGAGUCAGUGCUCACCAACACUGCUGGCUGCCUCAGGAACGUAAGUUCCGAGAGGAGUGAAGCCCGCCGGAAGCUUCGGGAAUGUGAUGGCCUAGUUGAUGCCCUCAUUUUCAUUGUUCAGGCUGAGAUUGGGCAGAAGGAUUCAGACAGCAAGCUCGUGGAGAACUGCGUCUGCCUCCUGCGGAACUUAUCCUACCAAGUUCACCGGGAGAUCCCACAGGCCGAGCGCUACCAGGAGGCCCCUCCCGCUGUUGCCAACAACGCCGGACCCCACGCGGCCAGCUGCUUCGGCGCCAAGAAGGGCAAAGAUGAGUGGUUCUCCAGAGGGAAGAAACCCACAGAGGAUCCAGCGAAUGAUACAGUGGACUUCCCUAAAAGAACCAGUCCUGCUCGAGGCUAUGAGCUCCUGUUUCAGCCAGAGGUGGUCCGGAUAUACAUCUCACUCCUCAAGGAAAGCAAGACUCCUGCCAUCCUGGAAGCCUCCGCUGGAGCCAUUCAGAACUUAUGUGCCGGGCGCUGGACAUAUGGCCGAUACAUCCGCUCUGCCCUGCGUCAGGAGAAGGCGCUCUCGGCCAUCGCUGAUCUCCUGACCAAUGAGCACGAGCGCGUGGUGAAAGCGGCCUCCGGAGCGCUAAGGAAUCUGGCUGUGGACGCUCGUAACAAAGAGCUCAUCGGUAAACAUGCUAUUCCUAAUCUGGUGAAGAACCUGCCAGGGGGCCAGCAGAGCUCCUCCUGGAAUUUCUCUGAGGACACUGUCGUCUCUAUUUUGAACACCAUCAAUGAAGUUAUUGCCGAGAACUUGGAGGCUGCCAAAAAGCUUCGUGAGACACAGGGCAUUGAGAAGCUGGUGUUGAUCAACAAAUCAGGGAAUCGCUCAGAAAAAGAAGUCCGAGCAGCAGCGCUGGUACUGCAGACCAUCUGGGGAUACAAGGAGCUGAGGAAGCCGCUGGAGAAAGAAGGGUGGAAAAAGUCAGACUUUCAGGUGAACCUCAACAGUGCCCCGCGGAGCCAGAGCAGCCACUCCUAUGAUGACACCACGCUGCCCCUCAUCGACCGCAGCCAGAAGCUAGAUAAGAAACCUGACCGGGAAGAAAUUCAAAUGAGCAAUAUGGGAUCAAACACAAAAUCAAUAGAUAACAACUAUGCUACACUGAACGAGAGAGACCACAACAGAACACUGGAUCGAAGUGGGGACCUGGGCGACCUGGAGCCGCUGAAGGGAACACCCUUGAUGCAGGACGAGGGGCAGGAGUCUCUGGAGGAAGAGUUGGAUGUGUUGGUUUUGGAUGAUGAGGGGGACCAGGUGUCUUACCCCUCCAUGCAGAAGAUUUAGCACCACUAUCUCCGCUCCGUCUGGGCUUAUAAUAUAAUGUACUUUUAUUUUUUGGUGGUGAAAUGGACUGAUUUUUUCCUUUCUUCGCUGGACUGUUGUGCCAACUGCCAGGCUGCCUCCUGCCCUCACAGCCCCCAGUGGUGGCUGCCUUCAUUCCACCGACUCCCGACUUCUCACGGUGAAGUUGAAUCGUCCUGCCCACCCCCACUCAGCCUCCGGUUCCUGCCGAGAAACCUGACUGUGGUGUGCGAAUCACAUGGAGAAACUGCUGCAGAUGAGCUUCCGGCCGGCUCUCCGGGAACUCGGCCUUGUGUGGGGGAGAGGGAGGAGUGGGAAUCUUCACUGGAAGCCACGGAGCACCGGAAGCUCCGCGCCGUAUAUGCAAUGUCCAGCGAUCUGCUACACUGAUGGUUCUUAAUCAAAAUCAUUUUUCCUGGUGGGGAAGGGACCUUUUAUUUUCUUUUGGAGAAUGGGAAGCGUGAGUUCUUCCUUACUCCAGUGGCUAGCUUGCGGCAAGAAGGCUGACAAGUUUGGCACAUUCCGCCUGCCGAGGCCGGGGCGUAGCAGAAGGUCCCCUGGCACUAGGAUUGGAAACGCUUGCUGCUCUCAUCUCCGAGGCAGGGACCGCAAGGACCUACAGACUCAGCUCAUCGGUGAGCCUCAUGCCAACCCUGGGCCACAGCCUCUGGGCCGCCUCCACCCUGUGAUGAGUCCGCUGGCCAGGCCUGGCCGCCUGCAGGAGGCUGUGUGAAGGUGAGGACGUCGAAGAAGACUGGUGGAGAAGGCGCGGAACACGUCUUUCGGGAAGAAGAAGAGCCUCUGGGAGGAGCGGGAAGGGAUGUACAAGCAGCGGUCAGUCUGAAACUGGCAGGAAGCUUCCGAGCGGCUUCCCCGACCCCGUUCCCCUCUUCCCGCCCUCACGAGCCUGUCCUCCAGCCUCCUGGAUUGGUUGGCACCUGCAGGACUUGAUGUACAUAACUCCUGUUCCUCCCUUUCAAGGCGGCGAUUGCCCCGGCUUUGCCUCCUCUCUGUGCCUUUGGCCUGGGUGCAUCUCCUCCCUCCCUCCCAUGUGCCUUCCUUUGCCUCUGCAGUCAUUUCUCAUGAUUUUGCAAGUUACUUUGUUGCUUUCUUACCCACUGUUGGCCCUCAACAGCAGGAAGAAGAGGAGAGAGGACUAGAGAACCUCAGGUUCUUUCCCAGGGGCUGGUUAGCUCUGAUCUCUGCCAUGGCAGGCUCUUCUUGACAGUGCGGGGCUGGGACUUUGUGAAAGUCUCAUCUUAAUGGGUCUCACAGUGUGGUUGGCAGAGGGGGGAGAGGUGUGGCCCUUACUCCUUUGUCGCCAGUGUUCGCCAACCCUGGGGAAGGGGUCCUAGGGACAUGGCGUUCCCGCCCCGCCCCCUCUCGCUCUCAUGUGUAUUAGCGGGUUGGCCAGAGGAACCAGAUGCUAUAUGGGUUGAUAAUUUUUCUUUUAACUGUUUUUCUUACUUGCCUUCUACUCCCCUUAAUCUGAAAGCUCUGUUCAGUGCAACUGGAAUCUUCCCUCCCUCUUCCCUUCCCCUGCAUAGUGAGGCUCUGGGGUAGGAGAAAUGUGCACAGCCCUCCAGCGCCUCCCCAGGCACUGCGACUCCUCCUUCACCUUCCCUCCCACCUCUUCCCACUCUGCCCACCUUUCCUGGCCAGAAGGAGCCUUUUGCUGCCCGUGACCUCAGAGCUCAGUGCACAGGGGAACUGCCCCAGCUGGCCCUGGCCCCACGCUUAGUUCCUCUCGUCCUCCUCGCUCUUCCUGGUGCUCUCUCUUCUCGGUGCGGUGUGGGUCAUAGAAUAGCCAUGGGCUUUGGGGGACCUGUAGCUGUUUCUGUUUUGCCAUUUUCAUUUAUAAACACUAAACAUUCAACUCCAGAGAACCAAAAAUCCCACCUUCCCACCGGAUACUACUCGGGGCGUGUCUUCUGCCCCAUUACAUUUGCUCCUUUUCUUUCUCUCAAUGCUUUUAAAAAAAAUGAGUUUUUAUAUAAAUAAAGUUUUUAAAGUGUG